GUUUUUAUUUUCACAUGUAAAAUCCAAUAUGGCGGUGGAACACUCACUUUAGCGUAGCACUGUGCCUUAAAAUACAAAUAUUUAUUCAAGAGCUGUAAUGUUUAAAAGCUUUGCUAUAUGGAACUGUGUCGCGAUGUGGUUUCCAGUUCACACGAUGUGUUUAAGAGUUCACGCAGCCCGUCAAAGAGGAGCCACUCUUCUGAAGCGUUUAAGGCACCGUGAUGCUAACGUUUCCCCCUCGAGUCAGUCAGCUGGACGCUGGGCUCAGACCUGCCAGGCUCUUAUAUACAGACACCACGGAGACCCGUCACUAGUCGUUCAGUUGGAGGAUGCACCUCUCCCUCCAGCAGGUGCAAAGGAUGUUGUGGUUGAACUGCUGGCAGCGCCGAUAAACCCCUCUGACAUAAACAUGAUUCAGGGCACUUACGCCAUCCUGCCUGACCUCCCAGCUGUUGGGGGUAAUGAGUGUGUUGCUCAGGUCGUAGAAGUGGGCAACCAGGUGAGGGAUCUCAAAACUGGAGACUGGGUCAUCCCUAGAGAUGCCGGUUUGGGGACAUGGAGGACAAAAGCUGUCGUAGCUGAGGAUGAUGUCAUCUCAGUACCAAAUAAUAUUCCCUUGCUCGCUGCUGCCACUCUAGGAGUGAAUCCCUGCACUGCCUUCAGGAUGCUUUCUGACUUUGAAGAGCUCAAGCCAGGGGAUUCUGUGAUCCAGAACGCAGCCAACAGCGGAGUUGGGCAGGCUGUCAUACAGAUUGCUGCUGCAAGAGGAAUAAACACUAUAAAUGUCAUCCGAGACAGGUCAGAUUUCUUACAACUCAGUGAUAGACUAAAGGUCAUGGGAGCCAGUCAUGUGAUCAGAGAAGAAGCCUUGAGGCGCCCUGAGAUGAAGGAGCUGUUCAAGACAUGUCCGAAACCAAAACUGGCACUAAAUGGAGUUGGAGGCAAAAGUGCAACAGAACUUCUCCGUCAUCUACAAGUUGGGGGAUCUAUGGUGACAUAUGGAGGCAUGUCCAAACAGCCAGUGACUGUUCCUGUGAGCGCUCUUAUCUUCAAGGAUGUGAAAGUUCGAGGUUUCUGGGUCACACAGUGGAAGAGAGACCAAUCUCACGAUGGUGAAGCAUUUAGACGCAUGCUGGAUGAGCUGUGCUCCCUCAUCCUGCAGGGGAAGCUCACAGCCCCAGCCUGCACCGAGGUGCAUCUCCAGGACUAUCAGAAGGCUCUGGAAGCAGCCAUGCAGCCUUUUACCUCCACCAAAUAUGUUCUUAUCAUGUAACUACCGAUUUCAUCAACCAAGCCUCUGAAAUGAUGCACUUGAACAUCACAGUGCUUUGAAAAUGUCAGCCAAUCACAGAGCACAAGCUUGCUGUCAAUAAACGUGUCCUCAAGCUCUAA
Nothobranchius furzeri (turquoise killifish) is the source of this 1392-nucleotide messenger RNA. It is a transcript of the gene mecr, whose product is annotated as mitochondrial trans-2-enoyl-CoA reductase. Gene Ontology annotation, cellular component: mitochondrion. Lineage: Eukaryota; Metazoa; Chordata; Actinopteri; Cyprinodontiformes; Nothobranchiidae. Gene Ontology annotation, biological process: fatty acid metabolic process. The record is from RefSeq and is a predicted model, not a curated record. Gene Ontology annotation, molecular function: trans-2-enoyl-CoA reductase (NADPH) activity.